Messenger RNA from Colletotrichum chrysophilum, 1857 nucleotides. RefSeq lists its product as uncharacterized. The transcript has a single exon. NCBI's taxonomy places the organism in Eukaryota, Fungi, Ascomycota, Sordariomycetes, Glomerellales, Glomerellaceae. Gene Ontology annotation, molecular function: ATP binding; protein kinase activity. The record is from RefSeq and is a predicted model, not a curated record. The coding region runs from base 1 to 1857 and encodes 618 amino acids. Gene Ontology annotation, biological process: protein phosphorylation.
AUGGGUCAAUGGUGGGACACCGCGAGGAUUGACGCUACCGUCACUCGGCAGUUCGUCUGCCAGUACCUUUUGCCUGACGAAAUAGAGCGUUUAGACCGACCUCUGGCCUUCGGCGGGGGGCUGACUGACGGCACUUACUGGGACUGGAUCGACUCCAAGGCCAAGCGCGUCUUCUUGAUUCUCGUCGACCUCAAGAUCCCGGACCAAAUAUUCGGCAUCAUUGACGACUCGUGGGACGACCAUGAUCUCCCCGUUUCUAUCGAGCAUAUCGAGCGCCUGAGGUUAACAGCCACCAAGGACGACAAAGUCGAGCGCAAGUUCUUCAUCCGCCAGUUCAAUUACCUGCUGAAGCCCUUCCAACGGGGGGACCAUAUCGUCUUCAACGACUACGAAAUCGUGCCCCUUGAUGUCAUCGAGCGCCGGACGGCCGGGAACACCGCCGUCGAGAAGGUACUCCUGCCGAACUGUCCAGGGCUGGUCUUUUACCGGCGCCGGAUCCCUAUUGGGAACGGCCCGAGCCAACUAAGUCGAGGAGAGUUUAUCGAAAUUAUCAACAGCAUUAGAGGGAUCCAGAAUGACCACUUGGUCUCUUAUUAUGCUUCUUAUACCCAGCACGGAGCUGCAUACGCUCUCUUCACGCCUGCCACGGACUCUAACUUGAAGUCCUUUCUCGGCAACACCCCAUCCAAUUUCAAGAACUUUCCCAAGAAAGAACGGAGGCGGAUGGUGAUGAACUGGAUCCUGUGUCUCGCCGACACUCUUGCUUACCUCCACAGCCGAAGGCUCUCCCACGGAAACAUCAAGCCUUCGACCAUACUCUUUACCAACCAGCUUCACAUCUUCUACUCUGAUUUCACGAGACUAAACCCCGCGAUUCUUGCAGGGUAUUCCGACAAGAACUCAUUCGACCGAGAGUCAUAUGACUAUGCCGCGCCAGAACAGUGGUUUCGUCCAAGCGGCGGCCCGACCAGUCCGAUGGGUCGAAAAGCGACUUUGGCCAUGUCGACGUCUCCAGAAACGCACACCAACUUCUCUAUUCCCAGGAGCGACAACCCCAGCAGUCCGAACGCAAUGCUGAGCAUGCCAAACCCGCAGCUUAGCCCGCAGGCUGCUGAUAUUUUCUCUCUCGGAUGCGUUAUUCUCGAUCUCAUGAGUUUCCUCGUCAAGAAGACGACAAAGAGCUUCGCAGCCCACCGUGCCGCAAAGCACAAGUCUCCUGGCCGAGGAGGCGCGGUACUAGACUCUUCAUUCCACAAAAACUUGGGCCAAGUCGAGUCCUGGAUGUCCACGCUAGCGAAGGAAGCGUCAAAGAAAACGUCCGAGUCCGAAGGCGGAGCCGUGUUCAAGGGUAUCGUCCCGUUGAUGCACAUCGUCGCACGCAUGCUGUCCGCGAACCCCAACGACCGUCCCCCCGCGUCCGAGGUGCAGACGCAAAUCUACCAGAUUCUGACGAAAUACUGCGACAUCACCGAACCACACUGCGUCCAUCAGUAUGGAGGAUGGGACUUUGGCAUGUCGCAACUACGCAUCCAAGCCGUAAGCCCCAGCUCCGAGCUGAUGCCCCAGCCUAUUCGGCAGAACUCAUUGUCUCAGCCAUCACGGCGAGACAGCGGAAGCCUGAGUGGAAGUAUCAGCCCACGAGGUCUGGCCCACUCGAGGACAAACAGCAGCGGCGGCAUGUCGAACAACAGUGGUAUCAGUAGUGCGGCUAGCAGCGAGCAUGACCAGGACCGAGAACUCGGGGCUGGGUUCACUGCCUUGCGGAACAUCCGGGUACCACCGGUGAGAUCGCCGGGACCGUGGGACUCCAGCCCCGCUGUUCCGGGGGGCCGCGGCGACCAAGCCCCGGUGUACUGA